GAACUGGCAACCUCUAACGAAAAGGACGAUUCUACCCUCCAUAUCAAUUUGGUUAUCCCAAAGAGAACGGCAAACCCCCAGGCGCCAAUCAAAUAAUAUAGAGUAAAAUGACGAAUAUACCACUUGAAGGAGGCUUCUCCGAAAAUCACACAACCUGCAAAUCCGAAUCUGGCGUAAUUAAUCUCCAUUAUUAUCUGUACCUUAGUUGGCUUUCCAUGGCGCUCCUUCUCCGAAACCACAUUCACAUUCUCCUUCUUCUUCUAAUCUUCUUCUUCUUCUUCUUUCUUCUUCUUCACUUCUCCCUCAUAUAUAUCCCCCAUUCCACUCCCACUUUUCUUCACUUCAAACUCAAUCCCUAAUUCCUAAUUCUAUCUCACAAUCUGACUUCAAUGGCAUUUUCCGCUGAGAAAUCAGGAUUCGAGGACUGGCUACCGACGAUGGCAGAGAGGCUGGGCGGCGAGGGGCUCAUCGGGGAGCUGUGCAAUGGAUUCAAUCUUCUGAUGGAUAGAGAGAAGGGAGUGAUUGAUUUUGAGAGCCUGAAGAGGAACGCGGCGGCGCUAGGGCUGGCGGAUCUAAGCGAUGAGGAUCUGAGAUCAAUGUUGAGGGAAGGGGAUUUUGAUGGUGAUGGUGCUCUUAAUCAGAUGGAGUUUUGUGUUCUUAUGUUUAGAUUGAGCCCUGAAUUGAUGGAUGAAUCCUGGUUCUUGCUUGAGGAAGCUCUACAUCAAGAAUUCAAGGAUUUUUGUUGAUUUCUUUUUUCUUCUUCUCUUUCUUUCUUUCUUUUUAUCUUUUUUUUUCUUUUUAAUUAAUUACUGAUUUUCUUAACUUACUGAAUUUACUUGGAAAUAAAAUUAAAGUAAAUUAAUACUUUUUACAAAA
Molecule: messenger RNA, 876 nt
Organism: Cucumis melo (muskmelon)
Lineage: Eukaryota; Viridiplantae; Streptophyta; Magnoliopsida; Cucurbitales; Cucurbitaceae
Product: calcium-binding protein KRP1
Exons: 1
Coding region: 390-746 (118 amino acids)
Molecular function (GO): calcium ion binding
Source: RefSeq, a predicted model, not a curated record